Messenger RNA from Gilbertella persicaria, 693 nucleotides. Its product is annotated as isochorismatase family protein. Bases 1 to 693 code for a protein of 230 amino acids. The transcript has a single exon. Lineage: Eukaryota; Fungi; Mucoromycota; Mucoromycetes; Mucorales; Choanephoraceae. The record is from RefSeq and is a predicted model, not a curated record.
AUGCGUUUCUCUCUUACUGCUGCUUUCAUUGGCGCUGCUGCCUUGAUCUCUUCUGUCUCUGCUGAUCUCUACAACCGCCUUGAUUUGAGUGAUAGUGUCUUCUUGUUUGUUGAUCACCAAACUGGUCUUUUCAACUUGGUUCAAGACUACAAUCCUGACACUUACCUCAACAAUGUUAUGGGUCUUGCUGAAACUGCUAAAUACUUUAAUGCUACCACUAUUCUCACUACUUCUCGUGAAGAUGGCCCUAAUGGUCCUAUGCUUCCUGCAAUUAAGACUUUGUUCCCCAACGCUCCUUACAUUGCUCGUCCUGGUCAAAUCAAUGCUUGGGAUGAUGAAGAUUUUGUCAAGGCCAUCAAGAAGACUGGCAAGAAGCAAUUGAUCGUCUCUGGUAUUGUUACUGAUGUUUGUGUGACCUUUGUUGCUCUUUCUGCUAGAAAAGCUGGUUAUGAAGUCUUUGUUGUUACUGAUGCCUCUGGUACCUUCUCUGAAGCUGUGCGCGAUGCUUCUUGGUUGAGAAUGCAACAAGCUGGCGUUCAACUCAUGAACUGGUUCGGUGUUGCUUGUGAAUUGGGUCGUGACUGGCGCAGAGACAUUGAAGGUAUGGCAGCCUUGUUUGCUAAGCGUUUGCCUAGUUAUGCUCAUGUCAUGGACUCCUACAAUGGUGCCCAAGCUGCUCUUAAGGCUCAAUAG